AUUUAGAGAAUGAGUUGUCGCAGGAACAUGUGACGUUCUACCUGGAAAUAAGUAACUUGAGCAGUCCAGUGGGAGGACUACUGCCAUGGAGCACAGUGGCACGUCUGGUGCAGUCUCUGCUCGUGAAGCGUACUCUCCUGUCCAACCUUCUGAGGAGGGAGGUUAUCACGUGGCAUCCACCUUCGAGAUGCCUGAGGAGCUUUCACCACUCACUGACUAUCUGUCUGAUCUUACAGACAAGGAAUGGGUGGCUUUCUGUCAGGCAACAGCGGAUCCACUGUCCAAGGAGCAGUUUUUCAAACUAUGCGUGAGCCUGGUGCAGCAUGUGACCAUGAGCUCAGUGACUGCGGUUGUUCCCGCCCUCGUGAAACUGCUAAGAGAGGACCCACAGCAGCUCCUGCCAAGCCCAGAGAGAGACUGCCUUUUAGAGGCAGAGACGUCAGGCCCAUCUCUCAGAUGCAUUGAAGAGGGACAGUACAUCGCAGUGCUCAGGAAUGCCGGGCUGACGAAGGCUGUCCUUAAACUGAGCAGCGGCAAAACUCAAGAUGCCAGAUCUCCAGACUCUCCCCUCUCCUCAGAAGAGAGGUCCCAGAUCUCAUUACUGAAUGAAUUUGGGGUCACAGAGGAAGGCAUCCAACGCAGUGUCCAGGAGACCUUAAAGGAACUGAAUGUGGUCGGCUGCCAAGCUGGCACUGAAGAGUUGACCAACGCCAUUGUAAGAGAAGCAGUGAUAUGGCUAAACACUAACCUGGCCGAGUUAAAAAAGACAGUUCCAAAUGAAUCAGAAAGCCCAGCUCCUCGUGAAUCUUUCAGCCCUGACAAGUUAGUCGAGAAGAUCAGUAUGAAGCUGAAUAGUCAAAAAGGAGCACAGGGUGCUAUGCAACAGCUUCUCUGCUGGACGAGAUGCAAUUCAAAAUGUUCCUCUGAGGAAGAUUCAGUUCUGUCCUCAACUGUGGGUGACUCGAUGACAGUUGUCAUCAGCACAAUCGAGUCAAGCUUGGAUGAACAAUCUUCGGUGUGCAAACCUGCCAAAUGUCUGCUGUCAACUAUCAGGCAAGCUGAGAAAACCCUUGCGUGCCAAAGUUCUUCCCUGUCUGAUGUGUUUCUUUCUGACACAGAUCUCUACGGAGGCAGUGUUGAGUCUAUCACACAAGCGGGAGGUCAGACUCAAGCCGUUCAACCAGGAAUGCAAGCGCUUUACUCUGGUGAUUUCCUUUUGAAGGCCAACAAGGCUGUGAGCAGUGUUCUGGUCAUUAAAAUGAAGCAGUUCGACUCCGCUCCUUCAAGUGCUACGUAUCUCUGUGCAACUGAUACCCGAGCUUCUGUUGCCAUCUCAAGGAGCGAAACAGAGCAUUCACCUGAAGUGUAUCUUAAACAUGCAGAUGCUGCUGCCUCAGAAAUUGUUGACCAGUUUGCAAGAGACCUGCAAAUGUGCGUUGAGUCACUCCAGUCACUCAGCAUUUCAAACAAAAGUGACUUGGGUUCCCCAGAGGGUCAAGGCAAGGGCUCUGAAAUGAAACUAGGAAGUCUCGAGAGCGCGCAGGACAUCCCUAAGAAAGAAUUUACCUCCGCUGCCUUGACAAUGUACCAAAGUGUGCAGGGUAAGGUGAGAGAGUUCUUUCCCCGGUUGUAUUUUAAUAGGAAACAACAGUAUGAACAUUUGGAGGAAAUACCUUCAAAGGAUGACAUAUUUGACCAAUCAAAAGCCACCCCUGCCCUCUCUGGCCCUCUGAGUGAGAGUGAAGAUCUGCCAGUGACAACUGACCUUCAAGAUUGCACCAACGAAGUAAUGGGAGAGCUUUUGAUGGCUGUUAAAGAACAAAUAGCAGAAGACCAGACAUCUUGCACUGAAGGAAAGAUAACACCAGCAGGGAGUUACCUGGCAGUGAACAUUAUGCUGGAGCUCGAAAACAACUUGUGUCUGAGCACAUCUGGUCAUUCUCUGCAGAGUUCAGCUGAGAAGCAAGGUUCUGGAACACCCUCCAUCCUGUCACCAGGGUCAACUGCAUCUGAUCUUGUUGGGACAGUUGUUGGCAUUCAGACCCUGUUACAGUCCACAGGAUAUGAUGCCAUGGACACUGAUAGCAAAGGGAACAGCAAGGGAGAUUCAGCUGUUUCACUGGACAAGUCCCAGGUUGAAGUGGAGGCUUCUAAGGUAAAAAUAUGGUCAGCCACCAAAGGGAUGUUUGGAAGCCUACAGGGGAAGGUGAAAGACCUUUUCACCAAGUCCCAGCAACAUGGUUCAAAGGUCGAAGACAAAGCAUCUGCCGAAGAGGCCAUUAGCAAUGUGAUUAUCGGCACUGAGAAAGAUGUUCCAGAAUUUGGACCAUGGGAACAUGAUUCCGAGGACCUCCAGCGGUUUCAUGACACAAUAAAUGCAGUGUUCCAACGUUUUGGAGAGGUGGAUGUACAGCAACCUGCUUCAGCUUCUUCCUCUGCUCCAAAGAGGAAACUCUCACCUUUGAAUCAAGAGACAUUACCUGGGGUAUUGCCUAUCUUUUCUGAGAUACCUUCUGAAAGCCCUUUCACUAACAUUGACUCGGAUGGCGCGGAUGACUUGGAUGACGCUGCUGUAGAUGAAUCUGCAGCUGGCAUCACUCGGGACACCAUGGUUGAAGUUGUGAAAGCCAUACUCGAAAAGGUGGAUCUCAGGGAUCCUUCUUCGUCACAUGCCCAGGGUCUUACAUCAGUUGCACAAAGCUUAGAGAGAUUCUUGUCCAGCAGCAGUGUCAACUCAUCUUCUCAAGACCUCAUUGACCAUAUCUAUGGUCUUUUCAUGAGGAGCAACAACACAACCCCUGAACAGUGUGCUUCAGACACUGUGCUUUUGAAUCAGGGGCAGAGGAAAGAAUCAGGGAUACCGGUUGCCUCCCAAAUCCUUCAUAUUUACAUUGAGGAGAGUGUCAAACACCUUUUUCUUUCCUGUUUCAAACUUCCCUCUCCUUGGAGUGUGAACAAGGAUAGCUCCCUGCAACCUGCCCAAACUUCCAACUCUUGCCCAGGUAGCCUGACCGACAUGGCUUCAAACUAUCAAGACAAAAUGGCCGCCACUAAGUCUCCAUCGCAAAUACUGAGUGACACAGUAUGCCUUGUCAAUACAAUGAUGGUGAAGGAAGUGAUAAACAGUCUGACUGUGGCACUGAGUUCAAACCAUAACCUGGAGGGCUCCAUCCAGGACCAGAGUACUCUCUCCACCAGUGCUCUUAUAACUUCAGUUUCAGGCAAUAUGUCUGCAGCCAGUGUUUUUCCACUCCAUUCGUCUUUCCCCUCAGAGACGAGCAGAGAUGGCCGGACGCCUAGGAAACGCUCUCCUUUCAGAAUAUUUUCUGCUCGAACGAGGAAGACCUCUUAA
Messenger RNA from Clupea harengus (Atlantic herring), 3352 nucleotides. RefSeq lists its product as uncharacterized. The record is from RefSeq and is a predicted model, not a curated record. Lineage: Eukaryota; Metazoa; Chordata; Actinopteri; Clupeiformes; Clupeidae.